Messenger RNA from Symbiodinium natans, 2391 nucleotides. The record is from the annotation of a GenBank genome assembly. NCBI's taxonomy places the organism in Eukaryota, Dinophyceae, Suessiales, Symbiodiniaceae.
AUGGCCAGCGAAUCUCCUACCCGCUUCGCCUUCGCCUUUGGCAUGGCCUCGGGGCAUAUUAACCCCUCCUUGCCCGUGGCACGGGCUUUGGUCAAUCUCGGGCAUGAGGUGCACUACUUCUCUCGAGAGCAGAUGCGGUCUGCCAUCGAGGACACCGGGGCGCACUUCACCAACGAGCUCGAAGAGUGCACGGAGCUCUACGAAGGUCGGAAGGAAGACUUGAUGGGAGCCAAUGAAGCCCUGAAGGCCGAGUACGGCUUGGAGGAGGACCCGAUGAUUCUCACCUGGAUAAAGUUGGCACCAAUCGCCUUGGAACUGGCUUUGCCGGGCGUGCUGCGUUGGAUGCAGCGGCUUCAGCCCCACGUCUUGGUCUUCUGCCCUAUGCUUAACAGGGAUGCUUACUUUGCGGCCAAGACCCUCGGUAUCCCCUGUGUGCCCCUCUUGACCACGGCCGGCCCUGGCAGUCUUGUACCUGUGGUCUCACAGUUCCUGUCGUGGUCCGGGCUCAGCAUGCCUGAGGCCAUCGACCGAGCCCGGCGCUUCUCGCCCACAGCAAAGGCCGUUCAAAAUCUGAGGGAUCUGUAUGGCAUCAACUACGAUGCCGAGCUGGACCUCAGUGCCAAGAUCCCGGGUAGCAUUGGCUGCUUGAUGCGCAGCCCUCUGACCAUUGUCACCACCUGUGAAGACAUGAAGGAUCCAGCGCCGGCCGACAUGGAGGCCGCCUACUCUUCGGCCGGCGCGAACUUCGUCUACGUCGGGCCCCUUCUGGACGAGCAGGGAGCGCGACGGGCGGCCGGCCACAGGUUCGCGCAGUUCAAGGCCUCCGGGUCCAGCGGCCUUACACCUUGCGGGGAAGCCGUGCAGGAGCUGAUGCGGGCUCGUGAAGCUGGGCGUUUGAUUGUGCUGGCCAGCAUGGGAACAGUCAUCACUGGGGACAGCCCCGAUUGGGGCUGGGCUGUGAAACCCGUGGAAUCACAGAGACAGGGGCUGACCGGCAAGCAGCUCUGCCAGGCGGCCUGGAGUGGUGUUUUCCAAGCGUUUGGUGCCCAGGAAGGAGACAAUGUAGAGCAGGCUCCGCUCAUUCUGCUCUCAAUGGGUCCGCAGAAGGACGCGCUCGAGGGCCUGCAGGUGCCUCGAAAUGCGCUCUGCAUGCCGGUCUUGCCCCAGGUGGACCUGCUUAGGGCAGGGGUGGACAUCUUCCUCACCCACGGAGGCCAGAACAGCUUCAUGGAAUCACUGGCCGCUGGGGUUCCCAUGGUGGUGUGCCCUGGUUUUGCUGAUCAGCCGGCGAACGCCCAGAAGGCAGAGGAGCUCAAAGUGGGCUUGCAGGUGCCGCGGCCUUGUCCGGGAGAGGGCGAGGAGGGCCCAGCGACGGCGGCCUACACGGCAUCGGUGGCAGAGGCCUUGCGCCGGGUGCGCUCGGAGCCCACCUUCCGCGUGGCAGCUGCCGAGUGCGGUCGGAAGAUCACAGAGGCGGGGGGCGUUCGGCGGACGGUGGACAUCCUCCUCCAGAUCAGAGAGCAGCAGGUGCUUCCGACCCUCCUGGGCACACGCAGCACCGUUGCUGCCAAGGAGUGUAAGGCCCGCUUGGAUGGGCCAGCCGGUCUUGGCCAGCCGUAUCCAGCCAAAGUGCAUUUGUGCAGUCCGUGGAAGGCCAACGAUCGCGGGGGCUUAGACUACAACAUGGACUCGGCUGUGACCGGGCCGGGCUCCGUGAACUUUGCGACGAUCACGGAGAAGUUCACCGUGAGUUCGAACACAUUCUCCUUGUUUAAUUGCAUGAACGUGAUGCGCUACACCAUCGAGGAGACCAUCGUGAAGGUGGCCCACAUGGCUCCGGCCGCCCAGUCUACGGCUUCGGACCACGACCUGGGUGAGACGGCUCCGGCGGUCUUCUACCAGUACCUGAUCAAGCAUGCGAACGGAUCCUUGAUGGCGCAGUCUUCUCAGUACAGAUUGCCAGAAACAGACAUCAACUUCACAUCCUUCAUUCCCGGCAGCCUGCAGACCGACGUCUUUGCUAUGGCGAAGCGUCAGGGGCGCUGGGAGGGCACCGAGUGGCGCAACUGCCGCACGCCGCAGCAGGGCUGGAACAUCUCCUUCCCCGAGAAGAAGGGAGACAACCUCAUUGCCAUCGCCACUGUGCAGGAUCUGCAAGUAGCUGCUUUGGCAGUCUUGACCUUGCUGGCGUGGCGAGAAGAGACCGUCGGCUCGGACGGCUUUGAGCAUGCAGGUCAGUUCUCCCUCUACUGGUCUCUGGUGCGCCCUUUGUGCUCGAGUGAUCCGCAAAGCAAAGAUUACAGAUGUUUAGGUUGUUUUGGAGCAAACGGUUCUGGGAUGUUUUGGGGCUUCCGGGUUGUAGUUAUCCUGGAGUGUACAGCUGGUUCAUGA